CUUGCUAUUUAAAUCCUACUCAUGAUGUCGACUAUUAUAUUAUUACACUUUGUUAUAUUUAACGCACUCAUUUCCUCCACAAGAACUGUGGAUGUCAAAAUAAUAAAAUCCUAUAUGGAAUUGAAAUCUCUCAACUAUGCAACUAUAAUUGGGUGUUUCGAUAAAAAAGAUAUGCUCAACAUAGCUAAAAUGUUCGAAAAUGUCUGUCACCUUCAACUCAUAACUGCAGAAUCUGAAAAAUUCGAAUUGGCGUUACCGAACAGAUUUCAUGGUGGUAUCAUUUUAUUUGUCGAUUGCGAAAAUAUUCAGGAAUUUCUUAAAAGGUGUGGUGAAGCGAACAUGUAUGGUCUCAAACAUCAUUGGUUGAUCAUUGCCAGGGGUAAAUCAAACAUAAUGAGUAUGUUGAAAGGUACACCACUCACAUUGGAUAGUGAUGUUUAUACCUUAAUACCGAAAUUUGAUCAAGAAAAUGAAUAUUUCGACGUUAUAGAUGUAUAUAAUCCUGGUUUCUAUAAUGGUGGUGAAUUCAGGAAGAAAAUAAUCGGGAAAUACAAUGAUAAAAAUGGUUUUCAACUCAUUCCUAUUGGACUGAAAUAUACAAAUAGAAGGAACAUGUCUGAAGUUAAAUUAAGAGCAACAAUAACGUUACCAGUUAAUUUUUCAUUACCGUUAUCUGAAUACUUGGUGUAUGACGCACAGAGAGAAAUCAACACUUUCAACAGAUUUCAUUGCAAAUUGAUAUUUUUUUGCCAAGAUUACUAUAACUUUUCUAUGGAAAAUAUUCAAGUAACAGAGUCUUGGGGUUACUUAUUACCUAACAACUCAUUCGAUGGCCUAGUAGGACAAUUGGAGAGAAACCAAACAGAUAUAUCACUCUCAUGUUUAUUUUUCAGAUCAGAUAGAUUGGAGAAGAUAGACUUUGGAACGAGGACAUGGAUAAUGAAGGUUGCUUUCAUUUUUAGAAAUCCCAAGGUACCAGCAUCUUUCACAGUUUUCUUGAAACCUCUUUCAUCCUCUAUCUGGUUAACAACUUUGAUAAUUUUUGCGAUUUCUAUAUUGCUUUAUAAAUUCAUAAAUGAAUCUGAAAACAAAAUUGCGAAAAAUGGAUCUAUAGCUUCAUGGAGCGAAUUGCUCCUUUUCAUUUUUGGUACUUUUUGCCAACAAGGGACAACACUAAAUUCCAAUUUUCUUUGUGGCCGUAUUGUUAUACUCUUCGCUUUCGUGCUGUCUCUUCUGAUUUACCAAUUCUAUUCAGCAAGUAUUGUGUCGAUAUUACUCAUGAAACCUCCAACACCAAUAAAAACUCCGGAAGAUUUACUGAAUUCCCAAAUGGAGUGUAGAUCCGAAAAUAUUCUUUACAAUAUAGACUACUUCAAAAGGGCAAUUGACAAGAUUUCAUCGGAUAUAUUUAGACACAAGCUGAAAGGAGAUGAGGGUUUUGACUAUUUCCUCUCACCACAAGAAGGUUUGAAACUUGUUUCCAGAGGAGGCUACGCUUUCAAUGUGGAAUUAGCGACAGCCUAUCCAAUAAUAGAUAAGACAUUUCAAGAAGAUAUUAUUUGUGAACUGAAAGAAGUUCAAUUGAUGAGAGCACUGCAAAUGUUCAGUUCUUUCCAGAAAGGUUCUUCAUUCAGGAAAAGUAUAAGCGUAAGAUUACAACGGCUUGCAGAAGUUGGAAUACUAGAUCGAGAAAAAAAACACUGGCUACCACGAAAACCAGUUUGCUUGAAUAAGUUGAAUUCUUCUAAAUUUACUGUUGGACUGAGGGAUUUGUAUCCAGCCUUCGUAAUGCUGUCAGUUGGAUUGGUUACCACGUAUAUCAUCUAUCUAAUAGAAAAAGGAUUUGAAAAAUAUAUUUUUAUAUCUUCGGAGAGCGAAUAUCCUUUUGCUAAUUGAAUGAAAUAAGUAGACAA
Molecule: messenger RNA, 1913 nt
Organism: Coccinella septempunctata (seven-spotted ladybird)
Lineage: Eukaryota; Metazoa; Arthropoda; Insecta; Coleoptera; Coccinellidae
Product: glutamate receptor ionotropic, delta-1-like
Exons: 9
Coding region: 22-1896 (624 amino acids)
Cellular component (GO): membrane
Molecular function (GO): ligand-gated monoatomic ion channel activity
Source: RefSeq, a predicted model, not a curated record